Wallemia mellicola CBS 633.66 is the source of this 2023-nucleotide messenger RNA. RefSeq names its product alpha/beta-hydrolase. NCBI's taxonomy places the organism in Eukaryota, Fungi, Basidiomycota, Wallemiomycetes, Wallemiales, Wallemiaceae. The transcript is spliced from 7 exons. The record is from RefSeq and is a predicted model, not a curated record. Gene Ontology annotation, molecular function: hydrolase activity. Bases 484 to 1812 code for a protein of 442 amino acids.
CUGUACUAUAUAUGAUAUCUAUACACGCGAUUCGUUUGCUAGCCGUCACCUGUCGAGGUUGAUAGAAUCUUUGAACUUGCUCUUGAGAUGUACUUUCAAUUCAGACAUGUUCUUCUCACAAUCGUCUGCCGCACUCUUGAGCUCCUCAAUCGCUGAGUCAAGGGAUUCACCAUCAGCCUCAAUUUGCUCCUGUGCUUUCUCUAGCGAGAUGCUCACGAAAGCGUCUCCAAGCUUGUACAGCACCGGCGCAUCCUCAUCAGCGAGUUCCAACUCCAUAGAAAGAUCAUCAAGCUGCUCGCGCUCAGUCUUUCUAUCAGUAAGGAGUUCCUCUAUAUCUUCCAGGCGUUUAUUGUAUUUCGAGAAUGCAUUUAUCCUCGACUGGUCCUCCCAAGUGACCUCCUCUGUGGCAUCUGCCUGUUCAUUUCCGAGCAUAGAUAACGAGCUCAUGACUGUCAACCUUGAACAGCAUCAACGAGGGCGAAAAUGAUAAGAAUAGAGGACAGUAUAUCCGGGAUUAACAUACAGAAAACAUGGCUAAUGACGCAGCCAAUAAAAUACCUCUACAUCUUUGGAGUAUGCUUAUCAAUCGUAUUGUUAGCCCCACUAUGGGCCAUACUCGAUUAUCCGCUCUCGAAUCGACCUUCACCGGAUUGGCCAUUAAGCAGAUGUAUACGCAUACGCGCCUUUAGGAUGAUCGAACCCACUAUACCCCUCUGCGCAUUCGACAGAGAUCUGGGACGUUUGCCGACCCAUAUGCCUAUCGUAGCUUUACUUAGGAGGUCUAAAUUCAAUUGGAUACCACCUUUAUCUGGAAAAUGGCUCAAUGAGUGGCUCUCGAACUUGAUAGAUAGUGUUGAGAAACUGCGUAUCACAAAUGAGGAGGAAGUUGGCGUACUUAAUGCACGCUGGCUAAUGGAUUAUACUCCUAAACUCGAGAGCUGUCGCCCUACUCAAAUACCGGGAUAUAUGUACUUCGAUGAGCGGGUGCUGCCUCUCACAGCCCGUGAUGCAGGCUACCCGGUCGGAAAUGACGAACGAGUUAUGCUACAAUUCCAUGGUGGUGGUUAUGUUGUCGGCAGUGCACACGAAACGGACUCAACCGCGCCUCUUUGCAAGGAUUUCAUAAAGUACAAUGCCGUGCAAAGGAUAUAUAGUGUCGACUAUCGUUUAGCUUGGUAUGCACCAUUUCCAGCAGCGCUGGUAGAUGCUCUCAGCGCAUGGGCGCACCUCGUCGAGGAUCUUGAUAUACCAGCUUCACAAAUCAUCGUCAGUGGGGACAGUGCGGGAGCAAACCUGGCACUUGCUUUGACGACAUACCUCCGUGAUAAUGGCUUUGCGCUCCCUGCAGGCCUUGCCUUACAUUCUCCCUGGACGGACAUGACAUUCUCCCGUCGAUCUGAACAGUCGUUUAACGAAAACAGCAAGACAGAUAUUCUCGAAAAGACGCUAGCACCCUACGCUGUGAAGAUGCUCACUCGUUAUGUGGGUGUGGAUAUGAUACACUCGCCCUAUCUUUCCCCUCUCUCACGGGAAAACUGCAAACGUAGUGAGACAUUCAAAGGGUUCCCACCAUGCUUCGUUAUCGCAGGCGAGUGCGAAAUGCUGCUUGACGAGUGUCGCGAUCUCCAUUUGUCUCUCGUGAAGGCAGGUGUGAGGUCAUCUUUCCAUAUCGUCAAAAGGGGCGUACAUGACCCUGCGAUGUUUGAUAGUUGGCAGGAGCCUGAGAGGAGUGAGAUGUUUCUCUCUUUAGCAAGCUGGAUCGACGGAUUAUUCAGAACGACGAAAGACUAUGGAUUAGAUGAAGAGGUGUAAAAUGUAAAAUGUAAAUGUAGAUUAAAUUCCCAAUCUUUCUUCUAAAGUUUGCUGCUGCCUGCGUCUCUCGUUUGCCUCAAUCGCGUUGUAAGGAGUGUCAAUAGAUUGUCUGGUCGUAUCUUGCGGUUUACUUGAUUUAUUCUGUAAGUCUUUACUAAAUUCUAAUAAAUCCUGCUGAGUGAGCGUUAUCUCGGUUGGAUUCCGUCGGAGC